Lineus longissimus is the source of this 2135-nucleotide messenger RNA. RefSeq lists its product as uncharacterized. The record is from RefSeq and is a predicted model, not a curated record. Lineage: Eukaryota; Metazoa; Nemertea; Pilidiophora; Heteronemertea; Lineidae. Bases 147 to 479 code for a protein of 110 amino acids. The transcript is spliced from 4 exons.
CAUUUCGAUACGUACCAAAUACACUUGUGUGCAACUGUAAACAGAAGUCAUUAUGGCCAACCAUGUUAAGCCAUUUGGAUAAACAGACAACUGGCUUCAUUUCCCACUUCUUUGGGAUAGUCAUUUGUGAUAUUUAUUAAGGCAUCAUGGCCGGAGAUGAUGAGAGAGUCGACGGCGAGAAAGAAGUCGAGGUGGAGAUCGAGUACACGGUGAAUGAGCGCAUGGAGGCCACUCUCUUCCAGACUCGCGUCUGUUGUGGGAUAGGAUGGAUUCCAGCCGUGGCCGGCAUCAUCAUGCUCGCCUAUGGCCUCGCGAAAAGCGAUAUCACCCUUACAUAUUGCGGCAUCUUCUUCGUUGCCACUUUUGGUGGAAUUUUUAUCAUUCCCGGCGUAAUAUGCGGCUGCUGCUACCUCUCGCUUCGUGCACAGGUCCAUGAAGGAAAGGUGUCGCCUUACCCGGAGAAGCUAGCUUUGCCAUGACAGAGAGCUACACCACCAAAGACAUUUGUAAAUAGCGAUAUAAACGGAGAAAGUAGCAGUGACAGAGAAAGAUUGCAGUUACUUCGUAUGAUCCAUGUUCAUAGAGAUAAUUAUAGUGAGGACCAGUGGGCUCCCGUAGUUUAAUCAAGAUGCAUCCGGAUAGAUUAAAACUACCUCGAUCGAUAGUUUUUUUAAUCCAGAUGGGACCUCAUUCGGAUUCAAUCGGAUCGCAUGUGACUUUUUUCCUGUCGUCUAAACGGCCCUAUUAUGUAGGCCUAACAAAAACAAAUGCAGUACUAUUAACAAUAAUCGAUGAUUCAAGAUGGUCACAACACAACACAAAGAGACGAUUUAUGCCAAGAACAUGUCACAUGCAGUCCAACCGCAAUACCCGUGUGUUAGGCGUCCGAUAGAGUACAUCAAGUAAUACAUGGCCACACACUCCCGAGUAAGAAAUGCAAAUCAAAGUCUAGUGACCCCCGGCCGAGUCCUCCAACGGUUACUGUCCAUGGAUCCAUAAACUUGCAAGCAACCUCACAACUCUGACAACCAUAUAAUUUAUUCUCACAUCGACUCCGAACAAACGCCCAACUACAAAGGCGUUACACAACAGGGUGUAACUUGAAUACUAUAACAAUUAUGAGUUGUUUGAACGGCAUUCAGGCGAAUAUAAUACAUUGAAUGCUUCGGUUACAAAUAAAAACAAUUGACUUGACAUUCCCAAAGCUUAUGACAGCUCGGUACCAACCAUUAGUCAACCAUCAUUAUAAUAGCCUUUGUUUUCUACCUGUAUGGGACACUUGUAAUAUGACGACAAUUGCCGAAAGCACGUGAAGCAGAUCUUACAGGAGUAACACUAACGGCAUAAUUUACUCAGUCUCCUCCGCCUCAACCAUCCAUAUCUGCGGUGAAAUGAGAAAGAAUGGUGCGACCGCAUUUCGCAUUGUCUCUCAGUAGCUGAAAUCUCCCAGAAUGAGAUAUCGCAUCCUCGCCUGGCUUUCCUUGUACACCAAGUAUUCACUCUGCCCAAAGCUGCUAUUGUUGACAUAUUUGUCUUGUUUGACUGGCUCACCUUGUGGAACAACUAUUUUCUUUCCAUCCUUGACCAAGUCCUUAUCCUUUGCUGGAUCUGCAACCAAGAACAUCGUUGAUGUACGUAUUAGGUUAGGUUUAUAAAUAUUUUCAAAUAGUCCCAUACUCGUGUCUUUCAGCUAUCGAAAUAGUCCAUAAACAAGCUCUCGCAUCCUCACUGUCUCCUGUUCAAUAUAUGAAGUUUUCUCCUAUACGGAAUGAAGGCUGCAGUGCCGUUUUUACCAGUUCCCACUGUGCACCGUAUCAUUAAAUUGCAGCUACACACCAUGCGCUACAUCAAAUGGGCAAUUAUUUGUUCCCCAGCCAAUAUCGACAAAGGAAAGGGGAACAGCCUUUUGAAAUUUUCAAACUCUAAGUUGAUAUCUCACCUGGCUCUGUCCAACCUUUUGCGAUGACACUAUCCUUGCCGCUGGGAGGCUCAGUCAAGGAAGAAUUGUCACGUGUGAUGUGCUGCUCGUUACCAAGGGCAACCUCAGUUAAAAACAUGAUGCCCUUUUUAUCAGUCGUUGUCCGCACUGAAGUAGAAAUGAUCAUCAAAAUUUAAGGAAUAAAAAGAUUUUUGCA